Molecule: messenger RNA, 1276 nt
Organism: Drosophila subpulchrella
Lineage: Eukaryota; Metazoa; Arthropoda; Insecta; Diptera; Drosophilidae
Product: MYG1 protein C27H6.8
Exons: 3
Coding region: 117-1193 (358 amino acids)
Cellular component (GO): nucleus; cytoplasm
Source: RefSeq, a predicted model, not a curated record
AAACCGUUACUGGUGUUGCCACACUACAUUUUGGGUUUGAAACGAUAGAGCUGCCAUACCAAAAGCCAUUCCAGCCCUGAGCUAUCGAAAGUAAAUCGAGCUAGGGUCCAUCACUAAUGUUCCGACUGUUACCGCGUUUUCGAACACUAUCUAUAAUGACUGGCGGCACCCCACCAAAACGUUCCCCCCUGUGGAUCGGCACUCACAACGGUACAUUUCACUGCGAUGAGGUAGUCGCAUGUUUCAUGCUCAAGCAACUGGAGGAGUUUAAAAAUGCUGAGAUUUUCCGAAGCCGGGACGACAAGGCCUUGCAGGAAAAAUGCGACAUCAUCGUGGAUGUGGGUGGUGUUUAUGAUCCUGCCAAGAAAUGGUACGAUCACCAUCAGCAAACCUUCAGGGAAACUUUCAAGUCCAUUCGCCCGGAAGUGAGUGAAGAUUUCAACGUUAUCAGGCUAAGCAGCGCUGGCCUGGUUUACAGCCACUACGGCGAGCGUGUCAUCCAGAGCAUUCUGCAGCGGGAAAAGGGUAUCCAACUCUCGCCGGAAAACCUACAACUGGCCUUCGUCCAGAUCUACAGGAACUUUAUUAGCGAACUGGACGCCAUCGACAAUGGAGUGCCCAUGUUUGAGGGCGGCGAGCCCAUCUACAAAAUCUCCAGCCAUCUAUCCGCCCGCAUUGGCAAGCUGAAUCCCUCCUGGCAGGAAACUGGCGUCGACAUUGAAGACCGAUUCCGACUGGCAAUGGAAACUGCUGGCCAGGAGUUUGUGCAAAACGUUGUGGAGGUGGCCUGCUCUUGGAUUGCUGCCAGGGAUCACGUGCGAGAGGCUUUGGAACAGGCUAAAAGCGUCCAUCCUACUGGCGAGAUUCUCGUGUUGAAGACAUUCUGCCCCUGGAAGGCUCACCUGGCUGAUUUGGAGAAGGAGUACAAGGUGGAAGGAGUGCCCAAGCUGAUCGUCUUUAACGACGGUAACAGCUGGCGGGUGGCCGGAGUCCCAGUGACGCCCAGCAGCUUCCUGGGCCGCAAGUUCCUGCCCACCCCCUGGCGAGGAUUAAGAGACGAUGAACUGAGUCAGAAGGCGGGUAUCAAAGAUCUCGUCUUUGUGCACCACAACGGGUUUAUCGGUGGUGCAAAAACCGAGGAGGCUGCCAUGUUGUUGGCCAAGAAGUCCAUUGAGUGGACGGAUGAGCAAUAAGCCAUCAUUAAAUGCAGAUUGUGUACUUUACGAACUCAUUGUGCCCUUCAAUUUUCGAUAUAUCUAUAUUAAAAGUAAACAAA